Molecule: messenger RNA, 1284 nt
Organism: Manihot esculenta (cassava)
Lineage: Eukaryota; Viridiplantae; Streptophyta; Magnoliopsida; Malpighiales; Euphorbiaceae
Exons: 3
Coding region: 293-913 (206 amino acids)
Source: RefSeq, a predicted model, not a curated record
AUCUUUUUGAAAUUUUCCCGUGUUUUCUGUUUUCCAUUUUUUUUAAAAUAAUUAUUCUCGUUCAGUUUGUUUUUCCUCUCUCCAAUUUAUCGCCGAUUUAUUCGAGCCGACAUGCCGGCGCCGCCGAUUUAGUCUCUGAGAAUCUCUAUCUCAGAUCUGUGUCGUCCUUUUCAGUCUCGUAGGCUGUCCGACUCUGAGAUAUGGGUGUCUGAAGGGCUGGUAUCUUUGUUACUGCAGAAGGGCAAGGGAAGCUACACUGAAAGUAUAUUUUGUGCCCAGAUGAUUAGAACUGAUGUUAUUGGCAGUGGAAGGAGGAGGGUUCUUCUCUGCUUCAGCUUCUGGGUAUAGCAAGGGCCUGACCCUUCUUCUCUUGGGUCAGAAGCACGAAGAUAAACCCAUGAGAGUUUCACCGUGGAAUCAGUACCAGUUGGUGGAUAACGAACCAGACCCUAACCUCCAGCUGGCUUCCUUGAAGAACCGGUUUUCCCGCGGGUGCGCUUCCCUUGUUUGCUUCGGUCGCGCUUCCGCAGGUCUUGAUUCCCCAUCACAUCUCAAAGUAGGUCCUGCCCAACAGCAGGAUGUCUUGCCAGAGUCUCUUGUUACUGACAAGGGCAAAAACCAUCCAAAUGAAGUUCAAGGUGAUAAUAUUACAAGAAGAGUUAAUCUUAAGAGUAGCUUGAAGAAGCCAUCAAAUAGCAUUCCAGUUCCUGUUGAGGAUGCCAAUCAACACGAUGCAUUGGGUGACAAAAGCAGUGAUGUCUCUGGUCUUACAGAAAGGAGGAAAGUGCAGUGGACAGAUGUUUGCGGGAGUGAGCUUGCUGAAAUCAGGGAAUUUGAGCCAAGUGAAACCGCUGGUUCAGAGGACGAAUUUGAGAAUGGAAAUGAAAGAACUUGUUCGUGUGUGAUUAUGUGAUGGUCCAUUUUACUAGAACAUUAUAUGGGCUCAAUUUUUCCUUGCAAGAGAUGAUGCAACAAGCAAAUUGCUACUAACAGAGGUCAUCUACUUUCUACAUGCAUCAACUGAUUUCUUGGUGAAGCUAAAAAAAGCAAGUAAAUUGAGUCGAAAGGACAUCGCAACCAUGCCAUGGAGCUCUAUGCCUGGCCUGCCAUCCCUGUUGGACUGAUCAUUUGUGUCUAUAAUUAAUUGAUGAGUAUUUCAAUUUUGUUACUCUGACCUUCCCUUUGCUUUGUUAAAUUAUUUUCUUAUUUGUGAUUGUAUUGCUUUUUUUUUCUUUUUCCCCCCUUUUCUAAUCUUAAUCAACGUGUUGUAUUAAUUUUGUCUUA